Messenger RNA from Pocillopora damicornis (cauliflower coral), 1732 nucleotides. Its product is annotated as putative ammonium transporter 1. Lineage: Eukaryota; Metazoa; Cnidaria; Anthozoa; Scleractinia; Pocilloporidae. Gene Ontology annotation, molecular function: ammonium channel activity. The record is from RefSeq and is a predicted model, not a curated record. Gene Ontology annotation, biological process: ammonium homeostasis; ammonium transmembrane transport. Gene Ontology annotation, cellular component: plasma membrane.
CAGUCAUUGCACGGCUAUCAAUAUAGACACGCAAGUUCUGACAAAGCUCUCCAUAUUUUCGUGUGUUCUAUCAACUCAAAUUACUUCAGCAGAAGCAGAGGUCAAAAUGGCGAAGACGCCAAUAGAGAUUUUGCAAGGCAACCUUGACCAAUUUUUUUUGAUCAUCAUGGGCUGCCUUAUUUUUUUUAUGCAAACAGGAUUUGCUUUUCUUGAAGCUGGCUCAGUAAGGUCGAAGAACACAACAAACAUUCUGAUCAAGAAUUUCCUGGACGUGUUUAUUGGUGCAGUGGCCUAUUGGCUGUUUGGGUACGCAUUUGCGUUUGGAGUAGAAAGCAAUGGCUUCAUUGGACACAAGUUUUUUGCACUAGCCGAUUUACCAGCUGACAAAUACUCUCAUUGGUUUUUCCAUUUUGUUUUCGCUGCCACGGCAGCAACAAUUGUCAGUGGUGCCAUGGCAGAGAGGACAGAGUUCAAGGCUUACCUGUUAUACUCUGUGUUUCUCACUGGCUUUGUGUACCCAAUUGUCACUCACUGGGCUUGGGAUGAAAAUGGUUGGCUGUACAAGGGUGUGGAGUACACUAAGGACAACGUAACCAUGACUGUAGCAUACCAGGAUUUUGCUGGCAGUGGGGUCGUUCAUGUUCUUGGUGGUACUGUUGCCUUAGUCGGAGCAGCCAUUGUUGGACCAAGGCUCGGACGAUUUGUGAAUGGUGUCCCUGUGCUGCUUGCAGGCCAUACUGUACCGAAAGCGGCCCUUGGAGGAUUUAUCCUUUUUUUCGGCUUCCUGGCUUUCAAUGGUGGCUCACAGGCAGCCAUUGCUAGUCCAGGCGAUGCAGAUGCUGUAGCACUGUCCAUUGUCAACACAGUUCUUGGAGGAGCUUCAGGUGCGCUAACUGCCAUGAUCAUCAAACGUCUGGGAUUUGCAGAUAAAUACUGGAGUUUGCUUUUCACCAUUAAUGGUGGACUUACUGGAAUGGUGGCCUUGUGUGCAGGUUGCAAUGCCGUCCAUCCUUAUGCUGCUUUUAUCAUUGGCAUAAUUGCUGGAAUGGCCUACGUUGGAUGGAGCACUCUUAUGAUUCGUUUAAAGAUUGAUGAUCCACUAGAUGCUGUGGCUGUUCAUCUCGGUGGUGGUUUCUGGGGCGUGCUGUCUGUUCCCAUCUUCAACAAAGACAGUGGAAUAUUUUACGAUGGAAGCGGUCAUUCAUUCCGUUUGUUUGGCUGGAAUCUGCUGGGAGUGCUUGUCAUCAUGGCCUGGUCGGCAGCACUGAGUUUAAUCUUGUUCGUUGUGUUGCGCGUCACAAAGCAGCUUCGUGUCAGUGCGGAAAUCGAGGAGAAAGGUCUUGAUAUUCCCAAACACGGCGAGCCCGCGUACCCACUGGCCAGUUACGGAGACGGAUGGUCGGAGUCGCCAUCAGCACCGAGACAGACCUUGCCGUUUAGUCAUAGUAAUGGCGUCACCCCUGUCCAAAGUAACUAUCCUGAGAAAGGAGGUGGAAUCGAUAAUCCAAGUCUUGAGGUUAUUGAAGCUCCAAACAAGAACGAAACCACAGAGUUUUGAAUAUAACAGACCAGAUCGAAAGAAUGCUACUUGCCCACUUCAUGCCAAAUAUGGGAAAAUAAAUCUUUCGUGUGGCAUACGCUAACUCACAACACUUAUUAUAGUUUCAUAUUGCUCAGUGAAUGAUAUUAACCGCAAUUGUUGGCAGCAAUACUCGACACAAAAAAAACAAAA